CAGUAGACAGGGCAGGUUUUUUGGUCUCGAGUAGCGGAGAAACAUUUUUUGCACCACCGCGACCAGCCUUAGAGCGCGGCGGCGGCGGCCACGGCAACAUCAGCCCAGCCAUCAGCGGUGCAGACGCCCAGCACCCGGGAGCGCGGCGAGCUUCGGCUCAGCCCGGAGUUCACCUCCGAGUGCCCCGGGGGCUGAGCUCACCCCUUCUGCUCUCUCACACACGAACACUCUCUUUCACACACACAGACCACACACACACACACGUAUACACACUGUCUCGCACACACAUACGAUCCCGGGCGCAAGCACCCUUCUGGCAGCGGUCGUCCGCUGGUGCAAUAGUAGCCAGGUUCGGUUCCUGCCUCCGGCGGCCGCCGGUUUAAAGCACCGCCGCCAGCAGCCGGAGGAGAGCAAUGCGGGGGCCCGAGCGGCAGCUCGAACAGUAAUGUGGAUUUACAGUCAUUUCCCGCAGGAAUCGGCCGAGACGCCCUAAGUCCCGGGCAUUGACAGCGCCCGGCGGAGCUGAGCACCUGGCGAGGGGGCGGGGGAACCGCACCUGGGGACGCAGCCGAAACUUGCGCUUGGAAUAGGAGUUACAAGGGUGACCUUUAUUCCGCUGUCUCCUUUUCGAUUCCCAUAACUUCUGGAUCUAUCAAGAACUGCUUGCAUUAAAGGACUUCCUCAUCCGUUUUUCAUGACACUGAUCUUGCUUAAUCAGAGAUGGAGCAAACUGACUGCAAACCCUACCAGCCUCUAUCAAAAGUAAAGCAUGAAAUGGAUCUAGCUUACACCAGUUCUUCCGAUGAGAGUGAAGAUGGAAGAAAACCAAGACAGUCAUACAACUCCAGGGAAACUCUGCAGGAGUAUAACCAAGAGCUGAGGAUGAAUUACAAUAGUCAGAGCAGAAAGAGGAAAGAAGUAGAAAAACCUACUCAAGAGAUGGAAUUCUGCGAAACCUCUCACACUCUGUGCUCUGGCUACCAAACAGACAUGCACAGCGUUUCCCGGCAUGGCUACCAGCUAGAGAUGGGAUCUGAUGUGGACACAGAGACAGAAGGUGCUGCCUCACCUGACCAUGCACUAAGAAUGUGGAUACGGGGAAUGAAAUCAGAGCAUAGCUCCUGUUUGUCCAGCCGGGCCAACUCUGCAUUGUCCUUGACUGACACUGACCAUGAAAGGAAGUCUGAUGGGGAAAAUGGUUUCAAAUUCUCUCCUGUUUGCUGUGACAUGGAGGCUCAAGCUGGGUCUACUCAAGGCAAGUGUUUUCAAAUAUUUGAUCACAUAUUAUUUUUACUUCACCCCAUCUCUGGCACCUACCCCCAAAAAUGAAACCCUGCUUCUCUGACAAACAACACACAAGGCUGCUCAAGGAAACUGUCAGAGAAUACAGUGGCAGCUUGUUUGUUUUCUUCUUGAACAUUUCAUGUGUAAAUGUUGGUGGUGAAGAGGAGGUGAAGGGGGAGCUAGGGAGAAGGAUAAGACAGGAUUCCAGGCAGGAUAAGAAAACAGUUAUUCAACCUGGGAGGAGAGAUUGAAAUCAGGUUGGGUUGGAUUUGGCUUUAUGACUUUCUACAUAUCUACCAUGCUUUACAUGGCUCUAAUCAUUAACUCCAUAUAUUUUAGGUAUUGUCAUAACUUUCAGAUGCUGUUUAGCAAUUGGCUUUGGUCUCUUCCUCCACCUGUUUAUGCUUGGCUUUAUAAUCACACUUUAUCCACGUCAUCAAACAUAAAUAGUACCUUCAAAUUAAAAAAAUGUUCAUUCUCUUCUGUAUACCUAUAUUUUCACUGUUAUUCCUUAGUAAGGGGGCAUUGGUGUUCUUUUGCUUUUGCCUUCAUUGUGUUCAUUGGGUUUUGCCCCUUUGGAGAGGGAUACUACUGAAAGUAACAUUUAUAAAUUGUUUUCACAACUCGGCCUGUCCUGGGCCCUUCUCUAACACCUCGUAGAAGGGUCUCCACAUUUCGCCACAAGGCAAUGACUCAACAAUGGGAUGGAGCUGAGGUAGAAGAAUGGC
Molecule: messenger RNA, 2012 nt
Organism: Sapajus apella (tufted capuchin)
Lineage: Eukaryota; Metazoa; Chordata; Mammalia; Primates; Cebidae
Product: teneurin-1-like
Exons: 5
Coding region: 721-1329 (202 amino acids)
Biological process (GO): signal transduction
Cellular component (GO): membrane
Source: RefSeq, a predicted model, not a curated record